CCGUUUUCCUUUAGCUUCUGUCUCAAAGAAGGCAUUGAUUCCCUCUUUCUCUUUCCUUUUUCUUUCAUUAUAUAUUACUACAUUUCUUUUGCACUGUACUUUUGAGAGAAAGAAGCCAUUCAUUUUAUCACCCUAGGUUUUAUUGUUUGGGGGGGGGUUGAUCAUCAUUGGAUACAACAGAGACUUUGAAAAGAAGAGCAAAAGGAGAGAUUUUAAAAGUUGGGUUUUUGUUUUUGGAUAGAAAGAAUUGAGAUGGGAUCAUCGUCAGGGCAAAGUAGUGGAAGCUAUGAUCUUUCAUUCAAGAUCUUGUUGAUCGGAGACUCGGGUGUCGGCAAGAGUAGUCUUCUUGUUAGCUUCAUUUCAGCUUCUGUAGUUGAUCUAGCUCCAACCAUUGGUGUGGAUUUUAAGAUCAAGUUGCUAACAGUUGGUGGGAAGAGGUUAAAGCUUACUAUUUGGGAUACUGCUGGACAGGAAAGGUUCAGAACAUUAACAAGCUCUUACUAUAGAGGUGCCCAGGGGAUCAUACUUGUUUAUGAUGUAACACGGAGAGAAACCUUCACAAAUUUGUCUGAUGUUUGGGCCAAAGAAGUGGAGCUCUACUCUACCAAUCAGGACUGUGUCAAGAUGCUUGUUGGAAAUAAAGUUGAUAGAGAUUCUGAGAGGGCUGUAAGUAGAGAUGAAGGGAUUGCACUUGCAAAAGAGCUUGGCUGUAUGUUUCUCGAAUGCAGUGCUAAAACAAGAGAAAACGUGGAGCAAUGCUUUGAGGAGCUUGCAUUGAAGAUAAUGGAGGUUCCUAGUCUUUUGGAAGAAGGGUCUGCUGUAGGAAAGAGAAACAUCUUAAAGCAGAAACCAGAGUACCAUGCUCCUCCUGGCGGUAGCUGUUGCUCUUAAAUUGCAGCGGUACAGAGGCCGCAACGUGAAAGGUUGACAUAUAUCAAUAGAAAGAGCCCACACAGCCAUAUUGGUGGCUCUAAGCUUCCACCUUAACAGAUUGUGAACAAAAUCAUGUAUAUGAUAAUUUCUUUUAAGAUUCCAUACUGCUUUUCUUUCCUAUGGAGUUGCCAUAGUUAAAUUGUAUCAUUGUCACUCAAAUUAACUCGUGUAAAUUUGUUUGCCUUUUGUUUUUGUCUUGAUUAAUCUUUAGUUUGUUACUCAUAGAAGAAAACCAGAUUGAAUGUCUUUCAUUGAUUAAUUGACUGUAGGUAUUGUUUAAA
This is a messenger RNA of Theobroma cacao (cacao), 1214 nucleotides long. RefSeq names its product RAB GTPase homolog C2B (gene RABC2B). The record is from RefSeq and is a predicted model, not a curated record. NCBI's taxonomy places the organism in Eukaryota, Viridiplantae, Streptophyta, Magnoliopsida, Malvales, Malvaceae. Gene Ontology annotation, molecular function: GTPase activity; GTP binding.